GCUAUGACCAAUGGUCACUCUCUACAACUGGGCAUGAGUUACUGUACUGGACGUGCCACAGUGACCAGACUAGCUGCACACAUAGCUCACUGCAAGCUGUUUGAGCCCAAGCCCCAAGGAGACCUGGCCAGAAACAGAGAAGUUUUACGUGAGCACAUGCGACGCUGUAGUCAGACGGCUGCCAUUGUGGGAAAACCUGUCGUCUUGAUGAUCCAUGAGGAACUUGGGGAGGAAUGUCUGCUUGAUGUGUGCUCGUAUAUGGUAGAAGGUACCUGCCCAGGGCUGUACACUACAGAAGAACUCCAGCAGAUAGCCACCCAGAUGACCCCUGGUCAGGUCCAGAUCAGGAAGGUGGACAAGGUGGAACAGACCUUCAAUGACAAGUUCAUACGGAGAGUCAAACAGAACCUGCACGUGGUGAUCAUUCUAAAUUAUUCAGGUUCCACAGUGUACACCAAACACAGCCCCAUGCACAAUCUGCUGCGGAAAUGUCCCUCCCUGAUACAUCAUGUGAUCAGUGUGGAUCUGUACAAACCCUGGAACCAUGACGCCUACGUCAAAGUUGCUGAGACAUGGUUACGAGAUGAGUCUUCAAGGAUACCAGUUCCAUGGUCAGAAAUCAACACAUUAGAACAGGUGAAGGCCGUCUCCUCCGCCAUGGCUUACAUCCACAACUCCUCACGGGAGGCGGUAGAGAGGCUCUACUCACAGUACAGCCAGGCACAGCUCAAGUUCUACACCCCACUGACAUUUAUGGAGUUUGUCCACAUCUUUAAGGUGGUGUCUGCAAGUAUUGCCAAGAAAGAAAAGAGUAAGAUAGACAAGUACCAAGCAGGCCUUGAGAAGAUGAACGAAGCCUUUGAUUGUAUCGCCAAAUACAAGGACAGGGUCUCGGAGUUACGUCCUCGGCACAGAGCGGCGCAGGAAUUGGUGGAAGGUCACGUGAAGAAAGUGGAAGAACAGAAACAGGAGUUUGUGGAGGCCAGAGAGCGCUGUAAACUGGAGGAAGAAAAGAUAGCUGCUCUAAUUGGUCCUCUGGAAGACAUGAGGAAACAGGCGGAGGCAGAGUUUGACAAA
Messenger RNA from Lingula anatina, 1077 nucleotides. RefSeq names its product dynein heavy chain domain-containing protein 1-like. The record is from RefSeq and is a predicted model, not a curated record. NCBI's taxonomy places the organism in Eukaryota, Metazoa, Brachiopoda, Lingulata, Lingulida, Lingulidae. Gene Ontology annotation, biological process: microtubule-based movement. Gene Ontology annotation, molecular function: ATP hydrolysis activity; minus-end-directed microtubule motor activity; dynein light intermediate chain binding. Gene Ontology annotation, cellular component: dynein complex.